This is a messenger RNA of Archocentrus centrarchus (flier cichlid), 1222 nucleotides long. Its product is annotated as prolactin-releasing peptide receptor-like. The coding region runs from base 95 to 1177 and encodes 360 amino acids. The transcript is spliced from 3 exons. The record is from RefSeq and is a predicted model, not a curated record. Gene Ontology annotation, biological process: G protein-coupled receptor signaling pathway. Gene Ontology annotation, cellular component: plasma membrane; neuron projection. Lineage: Eukaryota; Metazoa; Chordata; Actinopteri; Cichliformes; Cichlidae. Gene Ontology annotation, molecular function: neuropeptide Y receptor activity; neuropeptide binding.
GAAGGUCUGCUCUUCACACCCUGCGCACACAACUCAUUUUUGCACUGAGAAACACCAACACAGAGCAGUUACUGGCAGACUGCUCCCUGCUCCCAUGGAGGGUAAUCACAGUGGCUUGACUGGAAGCACACAACCAUCUUUGCCAGAAAAACAGACUGAUGGACACAUUUAUGAAGUUGCAGUACAAAGCAACUCUACCAACCACAGCUCCCAGUUUGCAGAUGUGGCCUUGCUGCAGACUUUCAAGCCCCUCAUCAUCCCCUUUUACGUUCUCGUGGUGGUGGUGGGUGUUUUCGGGAAUUACCUCCUUCUUUAUGUCAUCUGCCGAACCCGCAAGAUGCACAACGUCACCAACUUUUUCAUUGGAAAUCUGGCCUUCUCUGACAUGCUCAUGUGUGUGACUUGUGUCCCCUUCACUCUCGCGUACGCAUUCAACCCUCACGGUUGGAUUUUUGGCCGCACCAUGUGUUACCUGGUGUUCCUCAUCCAACCUGUCACAGUGUACGUUUCAGUCUUCACACUCACUGCUAUUGCUGUUGACAGAUAUUAUGCCACAGUUCACCCCCUGAAGAAGAGGACCUCUGUGGCGACCUGUGCCUCUGUCCUCACUGGCAUCUGGCUGCUGUCUUGUGGCUUGGUAGCUCCAGCAGUGACCCACACCUACCAUGUUGAAUUCAAAGAGGAAGGCUUCACUAUCUGUGAGGAGUUCUGGUUGGGUCAGGAGAAAGAAAGACGUGCUUAUGCAUACAGCACCCUGCUCGUCACUUAUAUCCUCCCACUGUCGGCUGUUUUUGUCUCUUAUCUCUGCAUCACUGUCAAACUGAGGAACUGUGUUGCUCCAGGCCACAGGACGCAGGACCAGGCGGGGGCCCAGCAGGCUCGCAAAAGGAAGAUUUUUCGCUUGGUCGCACUGCUGGUGUCUGCCUUUGCGGUGUGUUGGCUUCCUAUUCACGUGUUCAACGUGCUGAGAGACAUUGACAUCCACCUCAUUAACAAGCGCUACUUUUUGCUCAUCCAGCUUCUGUGCCACCUGUGUGCCAUGAGCUCCUCCUGCUGUAACCCCUUCCUCUACGCGUGGCUUCACGACCGCUUCCGCACUGAGCUACGGAAGAUGUUCAAGCGCCAUCAUCGCAUUGGAGUGCCUGCCAAUCACUGUGCUGCUGGUGUGGUAUUGUAAUUAACUAUUGAAGAGCAUCCUCUGUCGUUAAUUUAGAGUAAUUUU